AUGGCAUUCGAGUCGCUGCAUAUAUCGGUGACUUCCGAGCCUACGAUCAAAUUAUCGUUCUGGAUAUACUGGGCUGAUUGGAUAUUAGCAUUAAUAUUAUCACUUGGAUUUGUAUUUUAUUUCCACAGACUACUCGGUUUUAUUGUAUCCUUUGUGUUUAAAAUAUUUCUAUGGAGACAUUAUAAAAUAAGUGUCAAUAUACAAUCAUUUAAAGUGUCACCACUUGGUGGUCGACUAUUUAUGAAAAACCUAACGAUCCUGACUUCAGAUAUGACAAUAUCGAUAGUAAAUCUAACUUUUACAUGGAGGUAUUGGAUUUUCAGAUUAAACAGACUUUCAAAUUUUUAUUUUGAAAUAGAUAAUGAAGCCCCCGAGAUAUCACAGAAAAGAAAUGACAAACUGCCGUCAAGAUUCCUCUUGGUUAUCGAUGGUCUAGAAGUAUUCAUUUACAACAGAACUGUUGCAUACGAUAACAUAAUGGACAUAUUGGAAAAGAACAACGAUGUUUCCAGUAGUGAGGAAAAAACGGACCAAGAGUCUAGUUUGUAUUCAGACGAUAUCAAAAAUGGCAAUUUGAGAUUUAGAAACAGGAAAAGAGCAAGCAAUCCAUCGUCUACUUCAGACGAAGACCUGAAUUCUGAACAAACCUCCAAAGGUAGUCUGUCGUUAUUCUUUUUAUUGCAAGUGCUUCCUAUUGCUGUCAAAAUAAAAAGAGGAGCUAUUGUAAUUGGCAAUGUAAGCACACCUUCUAUUCUAGUGGCAUCAUACAAAGCUGCAUCUGGCACAAUAGAUGUUGCCAAAUCUCCCAAUAUUUUGGACCCAUAUAGACUACUAUACGAUUGCGUAUUUAACAAUUUCCAGCUUUGGAUGAGACCAAACAUCGGAUAUGAAAAAUACAGAUAUGGCUUAGAAGCCCACCACGAAUACCCUCAGCAGCCAACCAACGAGAAUCAAAAAUUAACAUACAUGAAAAAGUACAAAACUUGGUUCAAAUAUCAAAGAGCAACUGAAAAAUUACGGAAACUUUACUACAAAGUGCUUGGGCAAGAGAAGCCUCAAAACACGAGAUAUGAACCCAAUUUCAAUUGGCGAGGAUUAAAAAGAUAUAUUGGUGAUAAUCAAGAUGACUCGGAAGUGUUUGCAUUUUUGAACUCAGAUGUACAGUAUGCCAAAUAUAGUCUUAUAUUGGAUUCAGUAGCGACAAGGUUGAUCUAUUUCUACGAUAAUCCCGGUAUUCAGCCACUGCAAACCAAUUUGAGAACACAAAUGCCGCCUGAAUCCGGAAUUGAGGUGGAAAUAUCCAAUGGAACAAUUCACUACGGGCCCUGGACAGAUAGAGAAAGAGUUCCUAUACAGAAUAUGCUAUUCCCACCAGUAGCAAGAGACUCAAGUCCAACACGUGGUUUUUUGAAACCCGGAUCACAAAGAGAGUAUGGCGGAUUUAAGGUGACAGUGAUCGUCAAAGAUGAAGUAAUUAUUAGGAUACCAACAAGAGAGCCAAGUAAAGACAAGGAACUCAUAAAACAGAAUGCUGCAAAUAACGGUCCAACUAAGAAUUCACGACCAUUUGGAUGGCUAGAAAUCAAACUAAGCGAAGGAUCAAAUGUAAGUACUUUCACCUCAUACGUUGCCAAAGAAGAUGGAUGGCCAAAUAUCAUGAAAGUCAACUUCAAUCUGCCAGAGAUUCGAUCGUCUGUAAAUCACGAUGUAUUGUUUAUUGCCGAUUCUCAUGAAAUAGAUGCCAAAAUUGGGUUCCCAUUGCAAUGGAAUGGUAAAUGUACUUGGGAGUUUGAUCAAGUCAGUUUAAAUCCUAAAAUUUUUUUUCUAAGAGAACACACAAUGUUAUUUUCAGACUUGUUUACUGAUUUUGGACUGGGUGAUCCACAGCCGUAUGAGUACUUCCGUCUAUUUGUUUACAAUAUAAAGUGGAAAUUACUCAAUUAUAAAUUCUACUUGAAUGUUAUUGAUUUGAACAUAGUGAACAACCCAUUAGACUUUGAGAGAAACAAGUACUUGUCUUUACAGGGAGAAGAGCUUGAUUGUGAUAUCAAUUUGCCACUUAAUGGGCUUUUGACGAAAUCGACCACUGUGCUGUUCAAUAUUACAACCCCUCAUUUUGAUCUUGUACUUGAUACUCCACCAUGGCAUACGGUAAAUGCAUUUUGGAAGGAGUCAAAUGUGGUUGGAAGAAGUAAUCAUUUUAGUGUUGAUGGGUUGUAUAGGUUCUUCAGCGGUAUUGAAGUGAACACGUCUGACUAUGUUGAGAUUAGAUGCAUGGGGGAUGAAGUGUCCCUAAAGUUUUAUGGGUUUGUUAUAAGGUAUUUAUUUGCAGUUAGGGAGAAUUAUUUUGGUGACAAUAUACACUUUAAGACAUUUGAAGAAUAUACAAGUCAAGAGGAGACACAAGAAAACGAAAGUAUCGAUGGUACUUCCUCACAGGAGCCUAAUUAUUGGAAACUAAUCAAAACUGAGAAUGAUAUGGAUGUGUUUUUCACAUUUCAAGUUAGAAGUGGCUUAGUUAUGUUACCUUAUCAUACCUAUAGUUGUCAGUCUCAUAUUGGGCUAAACUUUGACAUGCUAGAUAUAGACAUACGAUUUUGCAACUACUACAUGGACAUGCAAGUUGAUUUCAGUCCAAUUUCAGCCGUUUUUGUUGAAGAUUACUACAGUGUUCAUGAUCCAUUAUUGAGUGUAAAUGAAUACGUGGAACGUUAUUUUAACAGAAAGGCUGACAUGCAUGUUGAUGGUUUUAGCGUUCAUACACACAGAAUGUUUGGGGUUCCACCUGAGGAACUAACCUUCUAUUGUAAAUGGGAUUUUUGUGCUGGUGAUUGGCUAGUUGAUAGCAGUCCAAUGUUUAUGAGAGGAGUUGCUGGCGGCAUUUCUAAUUUUGGAGUUGGCUUCCUGGAUCUGGAAAAUGCGUUGGAUGUGGCUUUCCCGCCUGCUUUUGAUGCAGCCAACUUCACUUUCAAGUGUCCCAAUUUUACAUUUCGAUUGAGGCCAGAUUCGUCAUCGUGUUUAGAAAUACAGUUAGUGGACUUUUUAUUGUCGUACAAUGACAUGAGCAACAAUAGAUACUCCAGUAAACUUGUUGUUUCUAUACCUAAAAUUAGUCUAAAGGUACUUGAAAACGAUAUGAUUGCAGCUUUCUUAAAUACAUCAUUGAUUUUCACAAACAUUUGUCAGAAAAAAGAUAUGUUGGGCCAUAGAGACACUCAGCAACUUCACGUGAGAAACAGUGAUGCUCCAUUUCAUAGAUCACCAUUUAUUCUUUUGGAAGAGUAUAGGGAUGAUUUCUAUGAAACCUCCAAAGGUUGUUUGUUUACCCCACUCUCAUUACCAAAUGCUUCAAUCCCGUUGACAGAAAUGACCUUUAACACAUCGAAGAAAUUAAACAUUGACAUUGACACGAGCAGCAUAUCUAGUGACUCGGAAUAUGCAUUUAGCAAUCGAAUGCCACCAACAAAUGAUUAUCUAGAUGAAGAGUUUACACCAUCAUACAAAGUAGAUCCAGACACAGAAUAUGACAGCUUCAUUGUCGAAUUGGGGGAUGUAGAGGCAUAUGUUUCUCCUGUUAAAUCCAUUGAAAUUAUCAUCAGCACGUUACAAGCAAUGGAGGAUUACUCAUUGGAUACUAUUAUGGAUCAGCUUAAUGUGAGCACAAUCAAGUUCCUAGGAAGUCUCAUACACUCCACUGAAACAGUAAAGAAUUGCAGAAUUGUUAAUCACGAUAUAUCAAUAAAGCUUGGAGAAUUUCUUCUUGUUGAUCCUAAAGAGCUCACACAACAAGCCAAAAAACAUUCGACCAUUAACUUACAGAUUUCUGAUUUGUCGUUGGCGUUAUCAGAAAAAGCCAGUAAAACAGUCGAUGAAGGAAAUAUUACAAGCAAUGAAGAGCUUUCGCUUGCUUUGCAUAUAAAAGACAUUCUUAUAUCAGUUGCACAACCAGUUGUUUUUAAUGCUGCCGUGAUAUUUACGAUACAAGAAAUUGAAUAUUGGAUGGAAUUAACGCAAGAUGAUUUUACAGCAUCCGGAAAUGUUGAGGCAAUUGGUUUCAACAUUGACGACACGCAAACUACUUGGUUGGCUGAUGGUAUUACACACAUUAUUGAGACCAUUGAGGAGUUGAAGGCAACAUUUGAAAAGCACAGUCAUGAAAUAAAUGCAAACGCAUGCUUGGUACACGCUUUAACAUUAGCGUCGAUUGAGUAUUAUAUUGACUACGAUCCAGACGUUUUGACAAAACCCGCAUACAUUUUGCGAGCUAAAAAGGAACACAUUAGAUUUUUUGAUAGUUGGAAAGUCAUUGCUCGUCUUCGACAUAUUUUACAGAGUCUUCCUGCUGACUGGCAUCACGAAGUGAACAAUAUUUUGCGAGAUAAAAACUACAUUUUACCAGAGAAUUCUUUGGAAGAAGUUACAGAAAUUUUUUCAAAAUGGAGAGCCUGGGAGGCAAACCAGGAGGAACGACGGAAAUUGCUUAAUCGUAUUUUUUCAGGGGAUACCGCAAAUAUGGAUAAAAGGCAAAUGCAUUUGCAAUUCAUUUUUGGAAAUAUAUCAUUAAAAUUGGUAUCAUCAACACAAACCGAUUAUAUUGUUUUGCAGCAAUUAUCUACAACAGUCGAUUUAAACACUGAGAAUGAAAGGAAACCUGUUGAUGUUGUAGUUGGUCUUGAUGCCUAUCAAAGCAAUAUUACCGUGUUAACAUUUGAUAAACUCAAGUUAUUACAACUGAUUAAAGAGAAUGAAAAGAGCAAUAUUGUGGUAGAAGAGGGCGAGUCAAAGAAUUUUUGGCAACAUAUUGACUUGAGUAUUUCUAUUUAUAUUGAAGCAUUUAGCCAACGAGUCCUGCUUUCAACUUUAGUUUUAGAGCUACAAGGUAAUAACUUAGCAUCGAUAGCUACCAUAAAGGAAGAAAUGAAACACAUUUCGAAUUCUUUUACUUUGAAAAAUGCAGUAUGUAAUUUAUGGGGCUCAUCCAAUCCUGUUUAUUCACAAGCGAUGGAGAACAUAAGUUGGGUUAUUGCCAGAACCAAUACUCUUGGUAAAGAAUUGUACAAGGUUGAUUUUGAACUAGACAAAGUAGAUAUACACAUGGCAAACAAAAACGAUAAGAUUCUUACAAUUUUGCAAUCAAUAUUGGCCUCAGACAUUCCAUAUGUGAAAGAAUUGUUAUCGGAAUCUGAAUCGAAGUCGUCAUCAAGUUUGAAUAUAGUGGAAUUAUUGGGAUGCAUCUCCUUGAAAUUGAAUAUUCAGGAGUUUAAUUGGAGAAUCGAGAUUUUGAGUCCCCUUGUAUUGGAAGGAAAUCCUAUUGGUUGUACUAUAGGCGCUUCCACCAUUGGUGAUGAUUUUGUUUUUGACGCAGAUUUUUUAAAAGGAAAGUUUAGCAUAAACAUUGACGAACAAAAUAUCAUAGAAAUAGAGAGUUCAAAGUUUGUAAAUGUGAUAGAGAUUGGCAUUUGGGAGAAUUUGAUGUUGUUUUCUGUACAGUCCUCUAUGGGAUACGUGAAAUUAUUGUCACCAAAUUUAAUUUCUACAAUUGUACUAUUGGACACUAAUUUACCUAAAUUGGAAAAGAAGAUUGAUAGCUUCAGGGAUCUUUUGGUUAGUCGUGAACUGACGAAACACAGUGAAACCACUGUGCAAGAGAAGGAAUUUGCUUUUAAAGUACAGUUUUCAAAUGAUUAUAUGGGUGUAUCGACUUUUGUUAACAAGACAAAACUUUUAUUUGAAGUUGAAUCCUUUACACUAGGUGCUUAUAACGUUGACCAAGUUGAAAAUGAAAAUUCCCCGCAUUUGCAACAGCUAGUUCCAAUUUACGGUGUCAUAUCUGUUCUUGCGAUUCGUAUUUCAAUUCUUGAGAGAAGUAUACCUAUUGGAUUGUCCAAUUUGUUUGACGUCAAUUUUGGUAUAAGACUUUUAGGUGUUGAUAGUGCCGGAGACCUUCAAACCUUACAAUUUGAAUCACAGUACUGCAGAAUAUGUUUAUCAGAGCCGAUCAUUUUCAAAUUGAUAAAAAUUAGCGAUGAAAUUUUGAAAGUUUUGCCAAAACAAAAAGCAGAAAAAGUACAAGAAGAACCAAAAGACCCUAUCACAGAAAUAGGAAGUAGCGAUCUAGAAAAGCUUAUUUUUUCGAGAAUCUCAACAGUUCAGUUUCUUUCGUACAACUUCUGUGUUGGGUGGCUAUUCAAUGAUUCUUCGAAAGACUAUCCGGGAAUAAUAAUGGGAGCAGAAAGAUUUUUUGCCGCAACUGAAUUUAAACUAGGGAAAUUCACAUUAAUGGAAGCAUAUUUUUCUGUUGCCAAUGGUAAUCGUUCUUCAAACUUUUACAGUACCCUGUCGCAGAAAUCGAACUUGAAUAGAGCGUUUUUGCCCAAUUUGCAACUUAGUUACUUUAUUGACAAUAACCGCCAGGGAAAGAACUUGAGCUUAUCAAUGCACGGUGAUGAACUUGAUGUUAAGUUUCUUUCCACAUCAGUUGCAAUUAUUGAAAAGGCGGUCAAUCUGGCCUCAAAUGUGCAAUCAUAUUUGGACAAAAGAUUGAAACCAUUUUAUCAAGAUAUUGAAAAAGAUGUUGCAACUCCGCAUAAAGAGUCAUUAUUUGCUAAUACUUUUGAUUCAAUAGAAUUCAUAACGACUUUUGCAGGUUCAAAUGUGUUAAUCCAUCGAUUAGACAACGAUGAUUCCGAAUCUCCAGCAUCACUCUACUUGCAUGCGCCAGCUAUCAAAACUGCUAUAAAGUAUUUGAAUAAAAAAAAUCAAGGGAAAAGUAAAUUGAUGGGUGAAAUUUUGACUACUUCAUCGGAUAACACAUUAUAUUCGAAAUGUAUGCCGGUAGUGAUGGAUAUAAUAAAUGGCACAAAGGGGUUAUUAGGAAAAUCCAAGAAGGUUAAUAGCAACGACUUACUUGUCGAAGAGCAACCCCAAAGCUCUGAUUUUAUUAGAACAAUUUUAGAUGAAACUGAUAUACAUUUUGGUGUGAGAAUUGAAAACCAAUCAUUAUCGCUUAGUUGUGAACCAACAGCAAAGGUAGCCGCUAUAGUUGGUCUUGAAGGAAUUUUUAUGCAGUUGAAUACUAGUGAUUCCCGAACUCCCGGGUUCAACGUUUCUGUGAUGGUGGAUUCUGUUUCCGUUUCGCUACAGCACAUAUACUCUAGAGAUAUUAGUGCAUCUGCCGGUAUAAAGAAUAUUUUGUUAACGAAUACAUUUGAAUUCAGUGAAGUGACAAGGUUGUUUUCAUCUGGAUCCAUUAGUGAUGCCGAUGCUUAUAUCAAUGUGAAGCAAUACCAAGAUGUCGAAUUGUUCAAAGAUAUUUGGUUUCCCAAGGAAUACUUUGAAAACUAUUAUACUCACCCUUAUCCAGAGGAGGAGCAAGAGGAGUCACCUGUUGAUGAUACAUUUGAGGGAUUGGCUUUGGCCCAAAAUAGGAAUCUUUCUUCAAGAUUUAAAGAAGUUUCGACAACAUAUGCUUUUCCUUGGAUUGUGGCAUUUGUUAUUUCAAAUGUUAACGCCAGGGUAGAUUUUGGACAAUCACUUGGGAAUUUUAAUUUACACAUUGAGAACUUUUGGGCAGUUUCCAAAAAGUCGGUUGAUUGGUCACAGGAUUUAAAGACAGGCGUCAACGAGGUAUCGUUGACCUCAGUUGGUAGAUUAGGAGGGAGUCUUUUUAUCAGAAAUAUUAAUUUACACACUGGUAUUAGUUGGAAACUUGAUCUGGGAAUUACGUUGGAUGUACCUUUAAUUUUAGUAUCUGGUGGUGUUGAGGAACUACAUUUGAAAAUGUCAUUUGAUCAUCAUGUAAUUGCAAUUGCCAAUUUUGAACAAUUUUCCAUGGAUAUAUAUAAUAAAAAGAGUGAAAUAUCGAUUGCAAAAGAUCAUUUGUUUAUGACAACCACGUUCAAAACAGCAGAGAUAUAUGUAACUUCUUUGACUGCUUCAAACUUUAUGGAUAUCCAGAACACUAUAUCAAGAAUGGUACAGGAAAACCAACGAUCAUAUAAGGAGACCCUUAGGGACUCAUCAAAGGGGAAAUCACUUGAAGAGAAGAAAAGAAGAAGGUAUUCGGAAAAUGCUAUUUUAGAGACAGUGAAAAAACUAGAGACGAGAAUCCACGUCUCGGCAGGGAAAGUAUUGAUCCAUAUCUACCCAUCGUCGAUGGAUAAUAGCAAAGUGUUGGUGAUAAAACUUGAUGAGUCUCGAGCUAAAUUCCAACAAAAUGAGUAUUCCAGUGGUAUUUCCAACGAGUUGGAUUUAAAGUUCAACGAUUUGAAAGUUUCACUAUCGUCAGUUUCUCCAGUGCUGGAAGAAUUUGUUAAUGAGGCUUCGGUUUCAGAGCUCACUCAAAACGCCCACAAGGCUAGUGGAGGUACAAUAUUUGUUUUCCCUUCCUUCAGAAUUUCAAUGCGUACAUUUCAAAAAUACAAUUCUAAUUUAAUUGAGUAUAUGUUUCAAUCAACUUUUAAUGGAACUGUUGAUAUAAGAUGGAAUUUAGGAUCAAUUAACUUUAUUAGAGAAAUGUACUCUAUACAUUCCAAAUCGUUAGAGUCAAGAAUGGAGUAUAGAAGGAAAAUGCAACCAUUUGAUGAAGGUGCUGGUGCAAUUUCUAAAGCAAUAUUGGAACACCAAGUAAAAGAAGAAGAUACCACUCAAAAAAUUGAUGACGCAAUAAAGGAAACAAUCGAAAAGGUUGAAAGGUCCUCAAGAUUCAAGUAUUCUGCAUUGGCACCGCCGAUAAUCGAAGAACCUCGGUUGAAAGAGCUUGGAAAUGCCACUCCACCAUUGGAAUGGUUUGGAUUGCACAGAGAAAAGCUACCACACGUAACACACCAGUUGGCUAUUGUUAGUUUACAAAAGCUAAUACAUGAGAUUGAGCUGGAGUACUCCAAAAUGUUAGGCAAAGCAUAA
Messenger RNA from Candida albicans SC5314, 8904 nucleotides. RefSeq lists its product as uncharacterized. NCBI's taxonomy places the organism in Eukaryota, Fungi, Ascomycota, Pichiomycetes, Serinales, Debaryomycetaceae. The record is from RefSeq and is a predicted model, not a curated record. Gene Ontology annotation, cellular component: membrane. Bases 1 to 8904 code for a protein of 2967 amino acids. The transcript has a single exon. Gene Ontology annotation, biological process: fermentation.